UUUAAGGGUUAUGAAUAUAUCAAAGCAUUCAAUGAGUUGAGUACUAUCAUAUUUCCCUGUCUGGUAGCAUCUAUAGUAGAAUGUACAACCAUAAAAAACUGAAGUUUUCAGCAAGCAUUAAAUUAUAUGGGGACAUGUGCUUAUACUAAAAUGUUAACUUUAACACUAUGCAAAAUUGCAUACUAUGUUAUCUCAGUCCCAGAAUGUGUGUGUGUGUAUGAAACCAAAAUCUAAAUCUAAAUAGUCCCUUUCUGCAGGUGAUGGUUAUGGGUAAUCUUUUCCUCCUUUACACUUUUCUAGGUAUUUUGAACUUUUGUAAUGAAACAGAAUUGCUCUGAUCAUCAGAAAAUUUAGAUUAAAAACUACUUUAGGAUGCUGGGCAAAAAAAAGAAUUUCCAAAAACAGGAUUUAGCUUUUCUUCCCCAAUUAAAUAAUGAAUCAGAAAGUGUAGAUGGGAAAACAAUUAUCCCAAGGAUUUGGACUAUAGGAAGGAUGUUCUCACUAGAAAGGAAAGUGUCUGUCUGAGAGAGUGUUUCCUAGAACACCUGUGCUGGAUUAACUGGGCACACUAGAACCUGCUGCUGACUGACAUAAGCUUUCAGAGGCUGUCUUCUGACAGUAGUCUUUGGGACUCGUUACAGACUAAAAUAGUGUGGAUGAAAGAUCUGACAGCCUUAGAAGAUACAACAGGUAAGAGUGACUCCAGCGAGUAUAAUUUCUGGAUUGGAGGGCUUCAACGAUGCCAUGGAAAAGCAGCAAAGAGAGCCUUCUUUUUGGGAGCGUCCCUGUUGCUUCAUAAUAGCCACAUCUGGGCAGGACCUAUCAGCAUCCCCAGAUGAACCUGACACAGGCCCACCCUGACGUGGCAUCUUUGCCGCAGCCUGCACAAGCCAAUCAAAUCACUCGCAGUGGAAGCCCACAGCUCAAGAUAAUGCCAUUUGGCCUCAAACUCUGUGCAGUGCAUGCUUUCCCUGCCUUCCUGGGAAAGAUAAGAGUGAGAGAGUGGGCCUGGCCCAUAACAGGCCUUUGGAAUUCCCCGGCAUACAGACUAGAUCAGGAAAUUUUUAAAUAGGAAACUAACUUGAGUUCACGUUAGAACCCUUUAUUUGGUGCACAAGUCUGUCUACUUCACAGAUUUCAGCUUUGCAAAUAAGUUGGAACCGAUUUCUUCCCUCGGAAAAAAACUUCUAAUUGGUAGUGAUCGACAGAAGUCUCAACACAGAAAUGAGCAAGGAAGGUUCUCUCUGAGACUCAUCCAAAGAAAGUCCCAAAGCAAGAGUCGGAGAGCUCAUUUCAGGAUGAAGCUGCAAGAGCGAAGGAGAACUUCUAACACAAGCAAAUGCGGGCCAUGGACCGGCAGAUGCCGGGGGACUCCUCUCCCAGUCCCUGCAGCUCCUGGGGUGAGAGCCUGGCUCUCUCGAGGGCAGCUUAUCCUGCUGAUGUUUUCUGGUCUGCAGAGACCCGCUGGGAGUUCCAAGGUUGCAAUUAAAGUUGACUUUGACUUGGCACCAGAUUCCUUUGAUGAUCAGUACCAAGGCUGCAGCCCACAGGUCAUGGAGGAGCUAAGUCAAGGAGAUUAUUUCACAAAAGAGCUAAAAACCCAUAGGGAUUAUGACAAGGUCUGGAAGAAUGCCCACUUAACCUGGUUGAACCGAGCAAAAGAGCUCCCCAAGAACAUGAAUAUUACCCAUGCUGUGGCCCUCUUGGUUUAUACAUCGAAAAGCAAUGUUCCCUCGGACUUUAUUAGAGCCAUGGCUAAUGCUUCUCGGUCUGCACAGCAGUACAUUCAUUCAUUCCAUUUCAAAUAUCUCCACUACUACCUGACCUCAGCAAUCCAGCUGCUGAGGAAAGAGAUUGUCAUGAAGAAUGACUCUCUGUGUUUUGAGGUGCAUCACGAGAUGAAGGAUGUCUACCUAGAAGCGCACAGAGGCGCCAUCAUCCGAUUUGGUCAGUUCCUCUCCACCUCCCUCCUGAAAGAAAAGGCACAGAAGUUUGGGCGACAAACUGUAUUUACCAUCUUUACCUGCUUGGGUGCACCUGUACAAGAAUUCUCUCUCAAGAAGGAGGUCCUGGUUCCCCCCUACGAGUUAUUUGAAGUUGUAAAUACAAGCAUCCAUGCAGGAGGAAGCUGGUUACAACUGCGGUCAGCUGGAAACCUGAGCACAUACAACUGUCAGCUGCUAGAAGGUAUUAUUAUUAUUGAUCUAAAUUGA
Molecule: messenger RNA, 2213 nt
Organism: Manis javanica (Malayan pangolin)
Lineage: Eukaryota; Metazoa; Chordata; Mammalia; Pholidota; Manidae
Source: RefSeq, a predicted model, not a curated record